AAGAGUGCGUCGCCAGUGGCAGGUGGCGUUGCCGCGACUACUCCGAGGUCGUCGCCAUCACCGGCCCGCACGAAGAUGUACGGCCAAGACUUUCCGCUCUUCACCGAACUGCUGCCGGCUUACGAGAGUCCGGUCAGGUCACCUAUGUCGGCGGUACAAGAAGCGGCCGAUGAGCAGUACGCGAGUCUCCGCGACAGAUCGCCAUCACCGAGGCAACAGCGACAGGCGUCCCCGAGGGCACCGACGCCGAGACAACCGUCACCCGUCCGGGACCCUUACACAGAUUCGUUUGGAUUGCCCAUAGUGCAUACACACGACUCUCCACUUAAAGAAAGGUCACCAUCGCCGUCGUCGCCAAAGGCCAGGUCUCCGCCGGCGGCGCAACAGUCUCCGGUCGCCGGACCAUCGACCGCCGCCCGAUCUCCAGCUGCCGGACCAUCGCCCGGCGCCCGUUCUCCAGCUGCCGGAUCACCGAAGUCCAAAUCUCCAGCUGCCGGACCACCGUCGCCGGCGAAAUCACCCAAAACUGAAGCUGACAUCAAAGAACUUGCCGAAAAUCAGUACAAGACGCUCAUGGAAUCACCCAAACCGGAGAAGCCGGCACCUCUUAGUCAAGAAGAGGUUGAGGCGUUCGAAGACUCGCAGUAUGCGACGCUCUACGAAUCGCUCAUAGCAGAACCGGAAGCACCAGGUACGCCGGGCGGGCGUAGUCCUCGUCACGCGCAUCCUGCCGAUCUUAUGGGAGUUGAGGCGCCCGUACACUACCAAUCCCCGCAACAACCGCACUUCUUCGACGGUGAAAUACCAGGAAAUCUGCCGUCACCGAUAGGCGCACACCAUCAAUUAGGCGGUUGGCAAACGCCGCCGAACAUGAGGUUGCAACCACGAAGAACUGCUUCUCCGAUACUGCCUCCUAUGGUCGCCUACUUUGGGCAAGAUUUACUCGGUCAAGAACAGUUUCCCGCUGACGAGGAACCGCCGAGAUCACCAGAACCACCACCACCGUCACCACCGACGCCGCCAGCCAGGUUCGCCUACGAAGAGAUGGCAGACCCGUUUCAGCUGGACGCGGACUUCAACGAACCAGUGGAUGAUAUAAUGGACGAAGAAAUGGCCGCACUCGGCGGAAUGGUCGCCGCUCACGAGAUACAUCCCUUCCAACCUGGCAGGAGAGGGAUAUCACGACGAAGAGGCACACCGAUGCCUCGACAGGAACCGAUCGACGAAGAGCCCGAAUAUCUGAUGCUGCCGUCACCGGAGCGAGCGAGUCCACAUCGCUCCUUUAGCGAAUACGACUACCUCUUGAGUCCCGAUCAGACGCAGCCACAACAGCCGCAGCAGCAGCAACAGCAACAAUCUCCAGGACAAGUUGCAGGACCUAGCAUGCGAUCGCAGGCCGAAGAAUUGUUCAUUCAAAAUUUCGACAAUCCAGAUCAUCAGGCAAUGAUGAGACGCGUCAUGGCGUUGGUGGAGGACGUCGAGAACGAGGCGCUCAUCACCGAAGAGGAUGUGGAAAUCUUGAAGGCCGCCCAUCCGUUGUCAGCAAUCGAAAGUACAGAUGCAGCAGGAAUGAUGGCGGUAUCUCCGCCCAGGGAACAGCGGGAGCUCCUCGAGUUGAACGAUAUGGAAGGACCUAUGUCGCCGUUGCAACAGGAUAUGGAAAUUCCAGAAUUUAAUUAUCAACAGAGUGAUUUCAUGGCACCUGUGCCUCAAUACCAGCUACCCUAUGAAUUGCCACAGUCGAGGCACGUCUUCACGGAACCGGGCGAAAUGGAGGAGCCGGAGCAACCGUUUCAGGAAAUUCUGGCCUUCGAGGAGGCUCAAGGUCAACCGCCUAUGCAGAUACAGGAUAUGGCCGUUGCACCGUCGCCGUCCCCGAUUAGGAGAAGGAUACCGACGCCCGGAACAUACGUCAGUCCACCUGGAAACAUGGUCGACUUCUUUAUGGAGAAUCUGAACAGACAGCCGGCGCCGUAUCGCGAGGGACCGACCACCGUCUUCACCGGUGGAAGACAGCAGAUGGUGCACAGAGAUGCGUCCAGGCGAGUGCCGAGGAUGCGGAGAAUUCGCGAAUUGCCGAACAUGGACGAAGAGGGUGUCAAUUUCAUGGAGCACGUCGAGAGGGCGAGUCAAUGGUAUGGGAAGGGCAGCACGCAGGCGGGCGUAAUGCCAAUUGACGUGACGAGAAACAGAGAAAGAAUGCAGCAGAGGAGAGCCACCAGAAAUGUCCUUUCCAACACGAAUCUGAGGACGGUGACGGAGACGCAGGAAGUGUCUGAGCCACUGAUAUCACCGCUGCAGCCUAGGGGACAGGCUAGAAUCAAGAAAAGGACGGUGCGCAAGAGAAUCAACUUCGAUCAGGACAAUCCGAGCGGAUCGCCGGAACCGCAGAAGCAGGUCUCGCCGAUCCACGAACCAUUGCCGCUGCUACCGGAUAGACCAUUACCUCCACCUAGAGCACCACCUCCGCAAAUGUCAACAUCGCCAAGAGCGGGACCAUCAGGAGCACCACAGCCCAGUAGACGCGUACUUUUCGGAACCCCGCCGAGACCUGAAGGUGAUCGACCGAAGCCAAGAAGGAUCACUCUGUUCGGAUCGCCGCUGCCGGAGGGCGAGGAGGCAUCGCCGACGACCGCCAGCUCUAUGCUAACGAUGAUGAGACAUGCGGAUUUGCUGCGCCAACCGUCGCCACAGCAGGGCGACGACAUGAUGGGCGCGUACGGAGCAGUCCAGGAGGCGAGCGCUCGCCACAUACUCGACGACGACGACAUACCACAACAGCUGCCGUCGCCGAUGAGGGCGCCCAUUGAAAUACCAGGCUGGCAAACGCCAUCACCCGCGCCCAGGGCGGCAUCGCCGAGACUUCCACCGGCGGCCGGACCUUGCGGACAAGCCAACCUUAUGAUCGAACAGCCACCGCUCCUAGAUGAUGACGGGAUGCUCAUGAGUCCAACGCAAUCGCCGAUGUUGGCUACGCAACGGCAAUCCUUCAUGCCAAGUCCAGGACGAGCGCAAGCACCGUGGCCAGGUGGAAUGAGGACGGUCACUUCAACAACAACCACAAAAACCCCGGAAAUGACCAAGACAACAAAAACAACAAGGACUACGCCGAGUUCCCCACAACCGCCACCCCAAUUUUCACCGUCGCCGCAGCAGCAGCAGCAGAUGAUGGCCAGACAAAUGUCUCCGGCGAUGGAGCAGCAGCAGCAGCAGCCAUCGCCACAAUCGUAUCAGAUGGCACCACCGAUGACGCCACGAACACCGGCGCACGUUUCACCCAGACCGUCGCCGUACUGGACGGGCGGAACGCCGAUGCAGACACCACCCUUCCAGAUGAUUCAGCAACAGCAGACGCAACAACGCGCGAUGUCCUCACCGGCCAGUCCAGGUGCAUGGGCUAGAACUAUAAACGACAUGAGCACGUUGCAGGAUGAUUUCGACAUUGGAAUGUCCCCGCACCUGGUGGAAUCACCGCAGCAACGACCGCCUGAAGAGGAAUGGGCGGAUAUAAUGGCUCUACCACGAGAUGAGGCGCAGGUGCAAGCACGGUACGGUCAUCUCACAACCGCCGAUGACUACGUAAUGCCGGAGGCUCGCAGAAGAACGCCGAGACAGGGCACGUUGUUGGAGAGAGUCGAACAACUAGUCGCAGACGUGCCGUCUCCAGAGAUGCAAUACUCCAAUCAAGCUUCGCCGGUUAAUACAGUACAGUAUUCGCCAUACCAAUCUCCACAUUGGACACCGACACUGCCGCAGGCACGAGCAGCGGCGGCCGCCACCGGUUUCGACGGACUCUCCCCCAUGAGACCUCAGGCCGCUGGAAUCACCAAUUUGGAAGUGAUCUCUCCGGUUCUGGCGAUGUCCCCCAGAUCACCGACCGCCUCUCCCUCACCAAGGCAAUCACCUUGUCCUCAAUCGCCGUGCGGAAUGAGUCCCGUAUUCGCCACGUCCCCUCAGACGCUGGGAGUAGUACCGUUUCUUGGCGAAGAAGCAGAACCGUACGAUCUACCGAGUUCACCGCAAAUGUCGCCGCCACCGCGAGCUAUCCAAGAGGACAUCCAAUACAGUCCGCCCGCUUUCCAAUCGCCGCCCAGAUCGAGAACACCGUCACCAAGGGUACCGACGCCAAGGGCACCCACACCCAGAAUGCCGACACCACCGAUGGCGCAAAGUCCUUGCAGACCGGCGACACCUGGAUCACCGCCAAUGACCAUGACGGCCGCAUCGCCUAGGCGAUCCCCAGUUGUCGGCAAUUUGGUAGCGAUGUCGCCGCAACAGCAGAACCAGAAUCAACCUUAUAUGGUCGAGACGACGGAAACUGUGGAAGAGUACGGACCGGAAAAUAUAAUGGAUCAGUUCAUGACGAACGCAGAAAUGAUGCAGCAACCAUCGGCUUUGACGGAACGUCAGCUAGAUUGGCAGUCGCCACCGCCGCCAGCGCGCGUCGCACCGGCUUCACCGUACCGUCCCGAACUGCAUCUGCCGGCGGCGAGGAGAACAUUGGACAUGAUGGCUGCAGUUCCGAACGAUAUGAUGUUCAUGAACGAAAGUUUGGAGGAUCCACUGCAAUCCCCGCGAACACCAACUCAAGGGAUCUUCGAACAGGCAGGUGCUGACGGUGGAGGACCUGGACUAUUCGAUUACGAUUAUCCAGAUAUGUACGACGACCCGUUAUCGCCGAUGUAUCAAGACGGCAGUGGUUGUGGCGGUGGUGCCUGUCCCUCCUCCUCCUCUCAAUACUACGACCAGGGAAUGGAUAUGAAUGAAGAUGAACAGAUGUUGCAGCAACGUAUGUCGCCGAUGGCGGGACCGUCGCAUCAGCCGCACUCUGUGACGCCCGGCGCUUCGGAGACGACGAUGAACGAGGAGAUCGUGUACGGAGCGAGCGGACAACCGCACACCAUCACCAAGGAGACGACGACCGUCUCACCGGAUGGCCAGGUUCAGGAGGAAUACGAAUACACGGAAAUGAUGGAUGACGGACAGGGACAGAACCAGCAGCAGCAAGGCGACGACGAUGGUUACGGCUAUGCGGAUUAAUUUGAUUCUCUUCCAUCUUACGUUCGAUAACGAUAAAAAAAAAACUAGAAAUACAACAA
Molecule: messenger RNA, 5099 nt
Organism: Nicrophorus vespilloides
Lineage: Eukaryota; Metazoa; Arthropoda; Insecta; Coleoptera; Silphidae
Gene: ena
Product: nascent polypeptide-associated complex subunit alpha, muscle-specific form
Exons: 1
Coding region: 76-5040 (1654 amino acids)
Source: RefSeq, a predicted model, not a curated record